CAAAGACGCGACUGGUAGUAUUUUGGGACACCGCCCGGCAAAAUAAAAUCAUUGAGACGGGCGUCAUGGAAGCUGUCGCAUGAAUUUUUGGCCCCUCGGUUCGCCGUGACCGUUCUCAGUCCGCAAGGUCUGCCAACAGCCACCACAAUGACGGCUCAGAAAACAGUAGACUCGCGGAUUCCCACGCUCAUCCGCAAUGGCCUCCAGGAGAAGAAGCGCAGCUUCUUUGUCGUCGUCGGCGACCGCUCCAAAGAUGCCAUUGUUCACCUCUACUACAUCAUGUCUAGCAUGGACGUGAGGCAGAACAAAUCGGUUCUGUGGGCUUACAAGAACAAGCUCCUCGGCUUUACAAGUCACCGGAAGAAGCGGGAGACCAAGAUCAAGAAGGAGAUCAAGCGCGGCAUUCGCGAGGCUAACUCCGAGGACCCCUUCGAGCUCUUCAUCUCCCUCCACGAUAUCCGCUAUGUUUACUACAAAGAGACCGACAAGAUUUUGGGUAACACAUACGGCAUGUGUAUUCUACAAGACUUCGAGGCCAUGACACCCAACAUUCUAGCACGAACCAUUGAAACGGUCGAAGGUGGAGGUCUGGUGGUGCUCCUGCUGAAAGGCAUGAACAGCCUGAAGCAGCUGUACACCCUUUCUAUGGACGUCCACUCGCGGUACCGCACCGAGGCCCACGACGACGUUGUUGCGCGAUUCAACGAGCGCUUUAUCCUGUCCCUUGGCAGUUGCGAAUCCUGCCUUGUUAUCGACGACGAGCUAAACGUUCUUCCGAUAUCCGGCGGGAAAGGAGUAAAGCCGCUUCCUCCACCAGACGAGGACGAACCGAAGAGCGCGGCCGCACAAGAGCUGGAAAAAAUAAAGGACUCGCUGCAAGAUACCCAACCGAUCGGGUCACUCGUCAAACUAGCACGCACCACAGACCAGGCCAAGGCGCUUCUUACGUUUGUGGAUGCCAUUGCGGAGAAGACGCUCCGAAAUACUGUCACCUUGACCGCAGCGCGUGGUCGCGGCAAAUCGGCAGCCAUGGGCGUCGCGAUUGCAGCUGCUGUUGCAUACGGAUACAGCAACAUCUUCAUCACCUCGCCCUCCCCGGAAAAUUUGAAGACAUUGUUCGAGUUUGUCUUCAAGGGCUUUGACGCCCUCGACUAUAAGGAUCAUGCUGACUACUCCAUCAUUCAAUCGACAAAUCCCGACUUCAACAAGGCCAUUGUUCGAGUCAACAUUCACCGGAACCACCGUCAAACGAUCCAGUACAUCCGGCCUCAGGAUGCCCACGUGCUCGGACAGGCCGAGCUCGUGGUUAUCGACGAGGCGGCAGCCAUCCCGCUGCCUCUGGUAAAGAAGCUCAUGGGGCCGUAUCUGGUCUUCAUGGCAUCCACCAUCAGCGGCUAUGAAGGCACCGGCCGGUCGCUAUCGUUGAAGUUGAUCAAGCAGCUGAGGGAGCAGUCGAGGGCAGGCGCCAAUCCCAACGGCACCGGCUCAGUUGAGGUCGACCGGUCAAGUGGGAAGGCGACCAAGGAGAGCAGCGCGGUUGGAGGGCGCUCGCUCAAGGAAAUCACGCUCUCGGAGCCCAUCCGUUAUGCACAGGGGGACAAGGUGGAGAAGUGGCUCAACACGCUACUCUGUCUGGAUGCUACACUGCCGAAAUCUAAGAUCAGCACACAGGGGUGUCCGGAUCCUUCACUGUGCGAGCUGCUGCACGUCAACCGUGACACGCUCUUCUCGUUUCAUCCGGUUUCGGAGAAAUUUCUGCAGCAGAUGGUCGCGCUCUAUGUCGCGAGCCAUUAUAAAAACUCGCCGAACGACUUGCAGCUCAUGAGCGAUGCGCCAGCCCACGAGCUCUUCGUUCUCACUGGGCCCAUCGUGGAAGGCCGCCUGCCCGAGCCGCUGUGCGUCAUCCAGGUCUCGCUGGAAGGCCGGAUCAGCAAGCAGAGCAUCCUCAACAGCCUGAGCCGGGGCCAGCAGCCCGCCGGUGAUUUAAUCCCGUGGCUCGUCAGCCAGCAGUUCCAGGACGACGAGUUUGCUUCUCUCUCGGGUGCCCGUGUGGUUCGGAUAGCGACGAAUCCGGACUACAUGUCGAUGGGGUAUGGCUCGAAAGCGCUUCAGCUCCUGAUUGAGUAUUACGAGGGCAAAUCCGCGGACCUUUCGGAGGACGGAGGCAGCGCCGUGCAGCGGUCUAUUCCUAGAGUUACGGAUGCUGAGCUUGCAGAGGCCAGCCUGUUUGACGACAUCAAGGUCCGCGAUAUGAACGAGCUGCCACCGCUGUUUGCGAAGCUUGCUGAGCGCCGCCCCGAGAAGCUGGAUUAUGUUGGCGUCAGCUACGGCUUGACGCAACAGCUGCACAAGUUUUGGAAGCGGGCCUCGUUUGCCCCAGUGUACUUGAGGCAAACCGCCAACGACCUGACGGGCGAGCAUACGUGCGUGAUGAUCCGGCCUCUGCAAGACGGGAACGACCCGAGCUGGCUUGGCGCGUUUGCCAACGACUUCCAUCGCCGGUUCCUGUCCCUUCUCUCGUACAGGUUCCGCGAGUUCCCGCCCAUCCUCGCCCUGACCAUCGAGAAGUCGGCCAGCUCGGGCGCCCAGUUGGAUCCGUCCACGGCGCCCGUCGAGAUCAACAAGACCGACCUGGACGCGCUCCUGACGCCGUUCGACCACAAGCGUCUCGAGUCGUAUGCCAACGGGCUGCUCGACUACCACGUCGUGCUGGACCUCAUCCCCACCGUCGCGCAGCUGUACUUCACGGGGCGGCUCAAAUCCAGCGUCAAGCUGAGCGGUCUGCAGGAGGCGAUCCUGCUGGCGAUUGGCAUGCAGCGCAAGGAGUUCGAGACGGUUGCCGAGGAGAUGUCGCAACCGUUGUCGCAGCUCCUGGCCAUCUUUCUGAAAAUCAUGCGCAAGAUCACGUCUCAUUUGAGUGGAGUGGUUACGGGCGCCGUGGCGGCCGAGAUACCGGAUCCCAACAGCAAGGUCGGCGUCAGCCGGGAGAAUGCGACGGGCAUGCACGGCGACGAGGAGGUGGUUGACAGCAGGUUCGUGCCGCUGGAUGCCAAGCUGGAGGAUGAGUUGGAGGAAGGGGGGGAUGAGGCGCUCAGCGAGCUGAGGGCGAAGCAGAGGGAGCUGAUUGACUCGUUGCCGCUGGACCAGUACGAGAUUGAGGGCGAUGAUGCGGCGUGGGAGGAUGCGGAGAAACGGGUCAAGCAGGCGGCUAAGAGCGGGCAGAGCAAUCCGCUUGUCAGCGUCAAAACGAAGGCUAAGCGGAAAGCUGAGGACGCAGAUCACGGAUUUGAUGAAGGUAGAGGGGCUGAUAAGGGGCAUUCUAAGUCUAAGAAGCCGAAGCGGGACAAGUUUGGAAAGAAGUGAUGUACGACUGGGAGUGCGAGUAUGAUGGAAAUUGUUUCUGGUGAGGUACUUGUGCAUAACGUUAGUGGUAAACAUGGAAGAUAC
Molecule: messenger RNA, 3447 nt
Organism: Parathielavia appendiculata
Lineage: Eukaryota; Fungi; Ascomycota; Sordariomycetes; Sordariales; Chaetomiaceae
Product: DUF699-domain-containing protein
Exons: 5
Coding region: 148-3363 (1071 amino acids)
Biological process (GO): rRNA acetylation involved in maturation of SSU-rRNA
Cellular component (GO): 90S preribosome; nucleolus
Molecular function (GO): ATP binding; tRNA binding; 18S rRNA cytidine N-acetyltransferase activity
Source: RefSeq, a predicted model, not a curated record